UUCGCAUAUCAAUUUUUUAGUGAUGUUGUUACAUUUGAUACAACAUAUAAAACCAACAAGUAUGAUAUGCCAUUUGCACCCUUCACUGGAUUGAAUCAUCAUUUUCAAUCCAUCUUAUUUGGAUGUGCUUUGUUGCAAGAUGAGACUCAGAGGUCGUUUGAGUGGUUGUUUAGAACAUGGUUAGAUGCAAUGGGUGGUAAAUAUCCAGUGUCAAUAAUAACAGAUCAAGACUUAGCAAUGAAAGCUACCAUAGCCAAUGUUUUCCCACAUACUCGUCACCGGUUAUGUUUAUGGCACAUAAAAAAAAAAAAAAAUUGCUGAGAAGCUUUCCCACUUAUACCACAAAAAUUCAACUUUCAAGCGUAAAUUGAAAUCUUGUAUUCGUGAUUCGCCAUCUAUAGAAUACUUUGAAGAAGAAUGGGAACGUAUGAUGGUUGAUUAUAAUUUGAAGGAGAAUGAAUGGCUUAAAGGGUUGUACGAUAUAAGAAAAUCAUGAAUUCCUGUUUUCAACAGAUGCACUUUUUUUGCCGGCAUGAACACUACACAAAGGAGUGAGAGUAUUAAUGCCUUUUUUGAUUCUUUUGUUAAUUCUUCAACAACACUACAAGGUUUUGUAGUUAAAUUUGACAAGGCAAUGGAUAGCCGCUAUGAAAAACAAAGAAGAGAGGAUUUUGAAUCAAGGCAUCGAUUGCGACUCGUAGUUGUUAAGUCAAAAAUUGAGGAGCAUGCAGCAUCAAUAUAUACAAGAAACAUUUUUGGGAAGUUUCACGAUGAGUUUAUAAAGAUUAUUCAAUUUAGGAGGGAAAAACUUGAAAAAUAAGGGUCUCAGUAUAAAUAUAAGGUAUCUAAUGAUUAUGACUCGAAAGACACAUUCAUAGUUUGUGUGAAUCUGGAGACAAAGGUUGCUACUUGUGACUGUCAGCUUUUUCAAUUGAUGGGAUUGCUAUGUAGGCAUAUCUUGGUGAUUUUUCAUGCAAAAAAUGUUGCAGAAAUUCCAGACAUGUAUAUUUUAAAGCGUUGGACAAAGGAUGCUAACAAAGGUGUUGUGUUUAUUGAAGAUGGACCAAAGUCUUCCUCUACAGGAAACUCAUCAACUUUGCAAAGUUUACAUGUACACAAACAAGCAAGUUUGUUACCUGAUCUUGCAGCAAAAUCUGAGAAAAUAUAUAAGCUGAUAUCAUCUGAUUUGGAGGAAACAUACAAAAAAGCUUUGAUAAUGGAAGCUGAAUUAGACAAUGAGAGCGACAUAAUUCCUCCAGAUGCAAGUUGUCAAAAUCUGAUACAUGAGCAACCAAGUGAGUCUUCAGAACCAAUUAUCAGAGAUCCACUCCCAUCACAAACUAAAGGAAGAAAAAAAGAUUCAAUCAAAGAGACUCAAAAUGGAAGGAUCAAAAGUAGUCUAGAGUUAUCGGUAAACCGAACAACAGUCAAAAGAAAAUCUUGCCAAGUUUGUGGUCUACACGGUCACAAUAAGCGAAGUUGUAAGGAAAAAGAUAAAAGAUCAUGAUGCAUUGAAGAUUUUUCUGCAAAAGAUAAGCAAAGGAGGAUACUUGAUUACAUUGGAACCUCAUUCAACUCUGGUGUUUAAUUUGUGUGCAGAAAAGAAGGAUAUCAAACUCAACAUCUAUUUUAUUACCUUUUGUAUUUUUUUCUUUUGAACAAUUGUAUUGCCUUGUUUACUUUUAUUUUGGAGACAAUGUUUAUGUUGCUUAAAUAUUGAUACUACAGCUGCCCAUUCAAUCAACAUUUU
Medicago truncatula (barrel medic) is the source of this 1750-nucleotide messenger RNA. RefSeq names its product protein FAR-RED IMPAIRED RESPONSE 1-like. The transcript is spliced from 2 exons. NCBI's taxonomy places the organism in Eukaryota, Viridiplantae, Streptophyta, Magnoliopsida, Fabales, Fabaceae. The coding region runs from base 935 to 1507 and encodes 190 amino acids. Gene Ontology annotation, biological process: regulation of DNA-templated transcription. The record is from RefSeq and is a predicted model, not a curated record.